CAGCAACUCUCACUUCUAAUCCACCAAAGCUACAGAAAAAGAAAACCCAGUUUCAGUCUCAAAAAAAUUAAAAAUUAAAAAUAAAAAAGUGAAAAAUAGAAAGCUCUCAAACAAAUUAAACGUUUGUGGGUUGCAGCGGGAUAUGCUAUCUGGUGGUGAAGAGAAGCUCUCGGGGAUUAAUUAAUUUCUGAGAAUCUAACAUUAUUACUCACUGUUGUGUGUGGGGUAUUGGAUUCGUCAAAAUGACUCAAACCAACUGGGAAGCUGAUAAAAUGUUAGAUGUGUAUAUCCACGAUUAUUUAGUGAAAAGAGAUUUAAAGGCUUCAGCUCAGGCUUUUCAAGCUGAAGGAAAAGUGUCAUCAGAUCCAGUUGCUAUUGAUGCACCUGGUGGUUUUCUGUUUGAAUGGUGGUCUGUUUUCUGGGACAUAUUUAUUGCAAGGACCAAUGAGAAGCACUCAGAAGUUGCUGCAUCUUACAUUGAGACUCAGUUGAUUAAAGCACGGGAGCAACAGCAGCAGCAACAGCAGCAGCAGCAACAACAGCAGCAACAAUCUCAGCAACCACAGCAUCAACAACAGCAACUGCAGAUGCAACAGCUCCUGCUUCAGAGGCAUGCUCAUCAGCAACAGCAGCAGCAGCAACAACAGCAACAACAGCAGCAGCAGCAGCAGCAGCAACAACAACAACAGCAACAACAGCAGCAACAACAGCAGCAGCAGCAGUCACAGCAGCAGCAGCCACAGCGUCGAGAUGCGCCACAUCUUCUGAAUGGUGCUGCAAAUGGGCUUGUUGGUAAUGAUCCUCUCAUGCGACAGAAUCCUGGAACUGCCAAUGCCUUGGCUACAAAGAUGUAUGAGGAAAGAUUGAAAUUGCCACUUCAGAGAGAUUCUUUGGAUGAUGCUGCUAUGAAGCAAAGAUUUGGUGAUAAUGUCAGCCAGCUACUGGAUCCUAAUCAUGCCUCAAUAUUGAAAUCAGCUGCAGCAACUGGCCAGCCUUCAGGGCAAGUUUUGCAUGGCGCAGCAGGUGGGAUGUCUCCACAAGUCCAAGCUCGAAAUCAGCAACUGCCAGGGUCCAGUCCGGACAUAAAGAGUGAGAUCAAUCCUGUUUUGAAUCCAAGAGCUGCAGGUCCUGAAGCAUCAUUAAUUGGAAUUCCUGGCUCUAAUCAAGGCGGUAACAACUUGACGCUGAAGGGGUGGCCACUAACUGGACUGGAUCAGCUACGCAAUGGUCUUCUUCAGCAACAAAAACCAUUUAUCCAGGCUCCUCAACCCUUUCAUCAACUUCAGAUGUUGACACCACAACAUCAGCAGCAGCUUUUGCUUGCACAGCAAAAUAUGACAUCACCAUCUUCCAGUGAUGAGAGUAGAAGAUUGAGAAUGCUUUUGAAUAAUCGAAGUAUGACACUUGGAAAGGAUGGUCUUGCAAAUUCCAUUGGUGAUGUGGUCCCAAAUGUUGGAGCACCUCUACAAGCUGGUGGCCCUCUUUUGCCUCGUGGUGAGGCAGAAAUGUUAAUUAAGCUGAAAAUGGCUCAGCUUCAGCAGCAACAGCAGCAGCAACAACAACAACAGAACAGCAGUAAUCCACAGCAGCAGCCACUUCAGCAGCAUUCUCUUUCAAAUCAGCAAUCACAGAGUUCAAAUCACAAUCUUCAUCAACAAGAUAAAAUGGGAGGUGCUGGUAGUGUAACCAUGGAUGGGAGCAUGUCGAAUUCCUUUCGAGGAAAUGAUCAGGUCUCAAAAAACCAGACUGGGAGAAAGAGAAAGCAGCCUGUUUCAUCUUCAGGGCCUGCCAAUAGCUCAGGAACUGCAAACACAGCUGGGCCAUCCCCAAGUUCAGCACCCUCAACACCAUCAACUCACACACCUGGAGAUGUGAUUUCAAUGCCUGCAUUACCACAUACUGGUACUUCAUCCAAACCUUUGAUGAUGUUUGGCACUGAUGGGACUGGCACACUUACAUCGCCAUCAAAUCAGUUGGCUGACAUGGAUCGCUUUGUGGAGGAUGGAUCCCUUGAUGAAAAUGUGGAAUCUUUUUUAUCCCAUGAUGAUACUGACCCUAGAGAUACAGUUGGUCGUUGCAUGGAUGUUAGUAAAGGGUUCACAUUUACGGAAAUAAGUGCUGUUCGAGCAAGCACAAGCAAAGUCAUUUGCUGCCAUUUCUCAUCAGAUGGAAAAUUACUUGCUAGUGGUGGCCAUGACAAAAAGGUGACUAGAAGAUAGGUUGACCUUUUAUGCUCUUAAGUGCAUUAAUCUUUUGCUGUAAGAACACCAAAUAUGAGGUGCAAGAAGAAUAUGGAUUUUUUAGUCGAUUUUGAUUAUGGAAAAUCAUGUAAAUUCUUUUACUUUAUUUUGCAGCCUGGUUAUUCACUGCGUACCUUUAUGGGGCAUUCAGCUUUCUGUUAUGUCCACUGGACUUCCACCCAAAUAAAAGAUGAUCUCAUUUGUUCUUGUGAUGGUGAUGGUGAAAUACGAUACUGGAGCAUAAAUAAUGGGAGCUGUGCUAGAGUGUUCAAGGGUGGUACAGCCCAGAUGAGGUUUCAACCUCGUCUUGGAAGGUAUCUUGCUGCUGCAGCAGAGAAUGUUGUAUCUAUAUUGGAUGUGGAAACACAGGCUUGUCGGCAUUCACUGCAGGGACAUACUAAACCAAUACAUUCUGUGUGUUGGGAUCCUUCUGGUGAGUUUCUAGCAUCUGUCAGCGAGGACUCUGUCAGAGUUUGGACACUUGGUUCCGGUAGUGAAGGUGACUGUGUUCAUGAAUUGAGCUGUAACGGCAACAAGUUCCAUUCAUGUGUUUUCCAUCCUACUUAUCCGUCCUUGCUAGUCAUUGGCUGUUACCAGUCUUUAGAGCUUUGGAACAUGAGUGAGAACAAGACAAUGACUCUAUCAGCCCAUGAAGGGCUUAUCGCAGCUUUGGCCGUAUCAACUGUUACCGGGUUGGUUGCUUCAGCCAGUCAUGACAAGUUUGUGAAGCUGUGGAAAUAAUAUGAUUGUUUCCCCCCUCAAGAGAAUGCCGGGGGAAACAUGAUUAGGUCUUAUUUUUAGAGGGUCAAUCAAAUGUUUGUAGUUUUGUCGUUAUCUUGCCAAAUCUGGCCAUUUUGUGUUUUGUUGGAAAAUCAGCUUUGGAUAACCCUAACUAACCUCGAACUCGUCUUCUAUGUUUGGUUAGAGGUCAUGCUGUUGUUCAAUGUCUGACUUGUGACAUGUAACAUCUCUGGUUGAGUAUCAUGACUGGUUGUUAUGCUGUCCACUCUUUUAAUCUUUUACGGUACGGACUAUACAUUCCAUGGUGUGGAAGCGUUCACUUUACGCACGCUCAUUUUCAUAUUCGUAAUGUUAGAUGUGACAAUUCAUGUCAGCUCGUA
Messenger RNA from Carica papaya (papaya), 3361 nucleotides. The record is from RefSeq and is a predicted model, not a curated record. Lineage: Eukaryota; Viridiplantae; Streptophyta; Magnoliopsida; Brassicales; Caricaceae.